This is a messenger RNA of Histoplasma capsulatum G186AR, 477 nucleotides long. RefSeq lists its product as uncharacterized. The coding region runs from base 1 to 477 and encodes 158 amino acids. NCBI's taxonomy places the organism in Eukaryota, Fungi, Ascomycota, Eurotiomycetes, Onygenales, Ajellomycetaceae. The transcript is spliced from 3 exons. The record is from RefSeq and is a predicted model, not a curated record.
AUGACAACAUAUGCAAACAAAUUCUUAGGCAAAAAAGCCCAAGAUGUCAAUGGAAAGAUCAGAGUUUCCCCAACGCAGGUAACCUUGGGAAAGCUGUGGUUUUCCAAGGCUGAGCGGUUUUUGAAAACCGUUCGAGGCAUCGAACUGAUAUUCCAGCGCCCAAUGAGAUUGCGGAGGAAGCAGUAUGCUUUUCUCAAGCUCAGCCAAGAAGCGAGGAACCAGUGGAACGACCAACGAGCUGCCCUGGUGCAGGGGUCGCUCCUGCCAACCACGCAGAGAGUUAGCUCAACUCCGUCCUCCUGCGUGCUCCGUUCCACCAGUCUGGCCACGGGUUACAGCGGACUGCGGACACCAGAAGUCCCUCUAGGAGCCAGGAGCCAGGAUAUUGCCGCCAACGUCACUUGGCUCGAACCACGAACCCCAUGCAAUUAUUACUCAGCAAUUUCCUUUCUCGACAAAAGGGGAGGAAUCCACUAA